Penicilliopsis zonata CBS 506.65 is the source of this 1756-nucleotide messenger RNA. RefSeq lists its product as hypothetical. Gene Ontology annotation, molecular function: protein binding. The coding region runs from base 125 to 1756 and encodes 543 amino acids. Gene Ontology annotation, biological process: rRNA processing. Gene Ontology annotation, cellular component: nucleus. The transcript is spliced from 2 exons. The record is from RefSeq and is a predicted model, not a curated record. Lineage: Eukaryota; Fungi; Ascomycota; Eurotiomycetes; Eurotiales; Aspergillaceae.
AUCACUAUUAGUGAGGUCUUGCUUAGGACUUCUACAGACUCACUUGUGAGUCAGUUGAGGUUGCGUUUAUUAUAGACUAUUUAUUUAUUCUUGAUUAUCUAUUUUUUUAUUUUUGUUCUUUACGAUGUCGAUGAUCACGACGACGGCCUGGGUGCGGCGUGGUGUCGCCGCCCAGUUCCCGACGAAAUAUGAGAUCGAUGAAGAGGAAAUGGGUCGCAUAUCUAAACUGGCGAGGAUGCAGUUGGAGGAGGCCAAGAGUGAUUUGAAGGCCGCGACUGAAGGGGCUGCAGACGGCGACGAGGCAAUGGAAGAAGAUGACAAAGCGGAUGCCCAGGAUGCGAUGGAGGACGAUACUAAAGCGGCCGAGUCCGCGAAAGAGACCAAGUUAAACGACGAUGACGAUCUGAAAGAGUACGAUCUGGACCACUACGAUAGCGACGAGGUCGAUGAAGAUGGCGAGAAAAUCACCAUGUUCGGCAACGUGAAGUCCUUAGCUUACCAUCAACCGAACGAGGAGGAUCCGUACCUGAUCAUUCCGGAGGAGGAAGCCGACGAGGAGAGAGAAGAGCUGCAGAUCAUGCCUAUGGAUAACCUGCUACUUGCCGGGAAGCUAGAGGACGAGGUUGCACACCUCGAGGUCUACGUCUAUGAGGAUGCCGCCGACAACCUGUACGUCCACCACGACAUCAUGCUGCCCGCCAUUCCCCUCUGUCUGGAGUGGCUGGAUAUGCCCGUGGGCGGCAAGAACGCCGAGGGCCGGACAACGGGUAAUUUUGUGGCGGUGGGCACGAUGGAGCCCGACAUUGAGAUCUGGGACCUGGACGUGGUAGACUGCAUGUACCCGAACGCCAUCCUGGGCCAGGGGGGCGAAGAGUCCAGCAACAAGAAAAAGAAUAAGAAGAAGAAGACCAAGGCCAACGAUGCGUACCACGUCGACUCCAUCCUGGCGCUGGCGGCCAACCGCCAGCACCGCAAUCUGCUUGCCUCGGCGUCGGCGGAUAAGACGGUGAAGCUGUGGGACCUCAACACGAGCAAGUGCGCCAAGUCGUACGCGCACCACACGGACAAGGUGUGCGCGCUGGACUGGCACCCGCAGGAGUCGACGGUGUUGCUGAGCGGGAGCUACGACCGGACGGUGGUGGCGGCGGACAUGCGGGCCCCGGACGUCAAGGCGCGCUGGGGCGUGGAUGCGGACGUGGAGAACGUGCGCUGGGACCCGCACGACGCCAACUACUUCUACGUGACGACGGACAGCGGCAUUGUGUACCGGUACGACGCCAGACAGAUCCCCGCGAGCCCGCAGGAGUCGAAGCCCGUGUGGACGCUGCAGGCGCACGACUCGUCGGUCUCGUCGUUUGACAUCCACGGCACCAUCCCGGGCUUCCUGGUGACGGGCUCGACGGACAAGCAGGUCAAGCUGUGGAACGUCGAGAAUGGGAAACCCAGCAUGGUGGUCUCGCGCAAGCUGGAGGUCGGCAAGGUCUUCUCGACCACCUUUGCGCCCGACGCGGAGGUUGGUUUCCGCCUGGCGGUCGCGGGGAGCAAGGGUGUCGUGCAGAUCUGGGACACGUCCACCAACGGGGCGGUGCGCCGCGCCUUUGUCUCGCGCCUACCCUCUCUGGCGGGCGAGGUGGCGGAGCGGAUGGUUGGAGUCGAUGCCGACGGCAAUGAGUCGGACGACGACGAGGAGGGUGCGGCCGAUGAGGUCGUGGCUCAGGGCGGCGAUGGCUGGGAAUCAAUGGAGGAGGAUGAUUGA